CGUCACAUCACCAGGUGAGCAGUCAGCGACACACACCUACCAAGCAGCGCUCUCCUCCGCCUCGUCGCGAAGAGAGAGAGAGAUAUAGAUACACAGCGAGAAGGAGUCACUAUGUCAGGAAUACGAGAGAUCAUAUUGUUGGCACUGGCGAGCACAGUCUGCUGCCAGUUCCAGCCGCAGCAGGGCUACCAAACAGGCAGCGUUCCCUACCAGACCCUAGGUGGCGUGCAGCCGUUCCGUGGCAGAGGCAUCCCGCGGGGACAGAGCCGCGCCUUCCAGCCCAACACGGUGCCGAUCUCCCGCGGAUACCAGCCCAACACGGUGCCGAUAUCCCGCGGAUACCAGCCCAAUACGGUGCCGACCUCCCGCGGAUACCAGCCCAACACGGUGCCAAUCUCCCGCGGAUACCAGCCCAACACGGCGCCGACUUCCCGCGGAUACCAGCCCGCCAGCUCCGGCCCCUUCAGUCUGCAGGGCCCCGCCAGCCACCAGGGGGCGCCACAGAGGGGCGGGGCGCCGUUCGAGCUCGAUACGAAUCAUAACGGUGCUUUCACUCUCGACCGGGCCGCCAUCGCGGGCGUCAACAAGGCGACCAACUACCUGGACAGCACGCGCCGGUACUGGCACCAGCCGCUGCCGCAGCUUGCCGCCCAGCAGCAGCAACAACAACAGCAGCAGCAGCAACAACAACAACAGCAACAACAACAGCAGCAGCAGCAACAACAGCAGCAGCAGCAACAACAGCAGCAGCAGCAGCAGCAACAACAACAACAGCAGCAGCAGCAGCAGAACCCCGUCACCUACCUUCAGCAGGCGAGCUCCUACGGAACCGUGCCCGUCUCGCCGUCACUGCUCACCCGCGGGCAGACGAAGCCGUCCGACUUUCCCGCCAACCUUCCCGGCCGCGCGGGGGCGUUCCAGUCGGUGCCCGUCGCCUUCCAGGGCAGGAGCGCGCAGACGCAACACAACCCGCUGACGGGCGUCGUUCCACAAGGCUUCCCGGACCAGAGCGCCGCCAUGCAGGCGCGGGGUUUCAACGCGAGACCGGACUACUCCGCCGGACACGUGUUCGGAGUGACGGGAUCCGGCAAUUCAGCUCACGUGCCCAGCUACGGCAAUUCGGGCCCGGGAGGCAACACCUACGAACUGUCCCAGGACGACUCGGCGAACCAGCUGGGCGUGGUCGCCACGCACAACCUUAACAACAAGCUGCUGCAGACUUUCGGCUGGAACGGCCUGCCAGGCUUCUCGACUCCGUCGCCCAGGGAAGACGACGCCGCCAUAGCCAGAGUCAAGGCGAUGUUCGACAAUGCCGAAAACGAGUUCUAUCAGGGGGGAGUGGAUCCGGCCUCGGUGGCGGCCGCACAGGCGGUGCCAUCCCUGCCGUUCGUACACGCAGCCUCGGAGAAGCCCAGCGUACCGAAGACAGAGGCGACUGGAUAUGUUUAUCCGGUAGGUAAGAACGACAACGAACCCCUGGCAGCGACGCUAGAAGACGUGGGUGAAGCUCCGGUUGUAGAGGGCGCGGCGCUGCAGGUGCCGACGAUGGAGCUGAAGCCGAUUGAGAUCACGAGCCAGCUGACGGAUGACACAAACCCACUGCUGCGCAGCGCGGGACUCGACCAGGUCGCUACCUUCGGUCGGCUGAAGAACUACGGUCACGUCGGCGGCGGUCAGUCGAUCGACGUGGGCGCGACGACGCCUCGCCCCGUCGCCAGCCAGCUGAUCACCUUCUCGCCGCUCGUGCAGCAGCAUCCGAAUCCGGCGCUCGCGUCGGACGCCGCCUUCGGACGCGUGCCGUCGCAGUUCCGCUUCGGCAGCUACGGCGGCAACGAGGAGAGCGAGCGUCGCAACAACAACUACGCGGCGUCGAAGCUCGCGCAGCUCGCCGACACGUCCGUCGGACGCGACGGCACGUUCGAGCAGCAAUCCCGCGCCGCCUUCUGGCCGCAGACGCCGCAGACCUCGGCGACCGCACCGGAUACCGACUCGUUCGGCUCCGGCUCCCUGCAGGGCUUCGGUGGGUUCGGCCACUUCGGUCGAGCGGGAGGCCUCGCUAGCACGUUUGCGAGCAGCGCCCGCGACCGCUUCCUCACGCCACGCGGUCCGAACGGACACCUUUCCCAGGUCGCCAUCAACAACGUGAAGAGCGCUCAGCAGCAGACGGUGCCGACCGCCUACGGUAGACAGCAGACGAUCGGUCAGGGUCUGCAGCAGCAGCAGCAGCAGCAGCCUGCCGUCUCGUACAGCGGUCAGCAAGGGUUCAGGGGCGGACUACCGCCACGUCAAGCCUUCGGGGAACCCAUCGGUCAGAGUCGUGCCCAGCAACAGCUGUACGGUCAAGCGGUCGGACGAGGACAGUAUCCGCAACAGACGCGAGGUCAGCCCACCCUCCGCAACCUACCCCAGCAGCACCCCUUCGGCCAGUCUCUCAACCAGGGACAACAGCCAUAUAGCGUGUUCAACCAGGGUCUACAGCUGAGCAGCUUUCCCAUACCUAACAACGCCAUAUCCGGAACGCAGCAGCAACUAACGGCCGCCACUUACCAGCAGCAGCCGACAUUAAACGGCCCCACCUACCAGCAGCAGCCAGCGUUGGGUAGCGCCACCUACCAGCAGCAGCCAGCAUUGGGCAGCGCCACCUACCAGCAGCAGCCCGCUCUCUCGAACCCCCUUAGCCAGCAGCAAGCAUUCUUCGGACGACAUGUGGGAUCUCCGCAGGUAGCCACCGCCCAGGUGGCAAGGCUGGGCAACAACGUUUACGCGCAGACCAGAGGUCGCAACCCGCCGGCCAACUUCGGUAGCAUUCCCAGCAAAGCGCAGACGCCUCUCCAGGGACUCGUCUACGUCUGAGCCAAUAUGGCGCGGACGCACCGUGUAAAUACUGCCCUAAUAUACCAAUGAUAAUCUCUCUGUGUCGGCCCUCGUGCCGACCGACCGCUCAUGAGAUAUACACGCAGAUAUCAGCUACGCCCACCGGAAAGCAUGCGGAAACUGUAAAUAUCACAUCAUCUCUCUCAUUUCAUUAGCGAUUCGUCGUAAUCUUUCGGGCGCACGCAUGCGAAGUAUCCCGCCGUAUGAUCACUAGCAGAUCGUUCUCAAUAUUACAUCGCAAUGUAUUCAGUUUCAUUUUUAUUCCGUAUAUAAUUUUUCAGUAUUAUUAUUAUCGUUCAUUGGUAGCAUUUAGCACAUUAUCAUUUUUUUACGUUGGGCGUGUCUCUGUAUCAUGACAUUCAACUAUACUGCUGAACGAAGCUGUUCUUGUGUUUAUAGCCUAGCGCGCAUUACCCCGUUCGUAAACGCAUCGCUGUAAUUUUAGCAUUCAUCGGAUGUAAAGUCAGGAUGUAUUUACUAGCAAUAAACCAUUUAUAAAAGA
This is a messenger RNA of Priapulus caudatus, 3376 nucleotides long. Its product is annotated as transcription factor 20-like. The coding region runs from base 112 to 2853 and encodes 913 amino acids. The transcript is spliced from 4 exons. The record is from RefSeq and is a predicted model, not a curated record. NCBI's taxonomy places the organism in Eukaryota, Metazoa, Priapulida, Priapulimorpha, Priapulimorphida, Priapulidae.